Molecule: messenger RNA, 1743 nt
Organism: Daucus carota subsp. sativus
Lineage: Eukaryota; Viridiplantae; Streptophyta; Magnoliopsida; Apiales; Apiaceae
Exons: 3
Coding region: 1-1743 (580 amino acids)
Source: RefSeq, a predicted model, not a curated record
AUGGAACAACAUAUGGAUAAAACAUGGAUCGGAAAAGACAGGGACACAUUAGACUAUGAAAUCGGGGUUGAAAAUUUUUUGAUUUAUGCCGAAGAUAAUAGUGAAGAUCCUAAGAGCAUACCUUGUCCAUGUUCACGCUGCGGUAAUUUCAAGAAGUUAUCGGUAAAAGUUAUUAGGGGUCAUCUGUAUGAGAAUGGGUUUAGCUUGGGUUACAUUAAAUGGAUUUGGCAUGGGGAAUCUAAGACUACUUCUAGAUCAACUGCUGCUUCUCACACCAAACAGGCUCCUGAUCCUAAUCCUGAUCCGACAGAAGCCUUUGGUGUUUGCGAAGCAGCAUAUAAUAAUUCGGGGGCUGAUAAUUACGAUAAAGAUUCGUAUGAAUUCAAGCGGUUUGUAGCUGAUGCUCAACAACCUUUAUAUGAGGGUAGUGAAUGCAGUAAACUAGAUUCAAUGUUAAAAUUGCACAACUGGAGGGCGCGAUUUGGUAUUAGCGAUAAUGCAUUUACUGACCUAUUAUCUUCUGUGGGUUCCUUACUUCCUGAGGAUCAUGUCUUGCCUGUUAAUGCGUACGAAGCAAAGAAAACCUUAUCUAAUUUAGGCCUUGAAUAUAUCAAAUUCCACGCAUGUCCGAAUGAGUGUGUUCUGUACAGGGGUGUAAACGAGAGUGCUUCUGAGUGUCCCAAGUGUAGUUUAUCUCGAUGGAAGCUGGGGAAGGAUGGGAAAGCUAGGGUUAAUAUUCCAGCGAAAGUAAUGUGGUACUUUCCAAUUAUUCCCAGAUUUAAACGGAUGUUUAAAUCUGCUUCAACCGCUAAACUUUUAACUUGGCAUUCUGACAAAAGAAUUCAGGAUGGCCAAAUGCGUCAUCCAGCAGAUUCACCUUCUUGGCGGAAUGUUGAUUAUAGGUGGCCAACCUUCGGUAAUGAGCCAAGGAACCUCCGCUUAGCUUUAGCAGCAGAUGGUAUCAACCCACAUAAUAACGGUCUAACUAAUAGAUAUAGUUGUUGGCCAGUAGUUUUGAUAACUUAUAAUCUUCCUCCAUGGUUAUGCAUGAAGAGGAAGUUUAUGAUGUUAACCGUACUAGUCUCUGGUCCACAUGAGCCUGGUAAUAACAUUGAUGUCUUUCUACAACCACUGAUUGAUGAUUUGCUGAAGCUAUGGGAAGAAGGCGAGCCAAAUGUAUACGAUGCUAGUACCAAUUCUUCUUUCACUUUAAGAGCAAUGUUGUUAUGGACGAUAAAUGACUUCCCGGCAUACGGAAAUUUAUCAGGUUGCGUGAAUCAGGGGUAUAUGUCAUGUCCUGUAUGUGGUGACGACACUGUUGCGAAAUAUUUAUCCCAUAGCAGGAAGAUGUGUUAUCAAGGUCACCGUCGCUAUUUGCCUAGGCAUCAUCCUUAUAGAAGGAAGAAAGCAGCUUUUAAUGGCGAACAAGAAUUUGGACAACCACGUCAACCCCUUUCUGGAGAACAGGUUCUAGAGCAACAAGAGCAAAUUAAAUUUACUUUUGGAAAAGAAGUAAAGAAGGCAAAGAAGGUAGACCUUGACCUAAUGACAACAGGCUGCCCUAAACAGCCUGGUGGCAUUGAAUGUGGAUAUUGUGUUAUGCGAUAUAUGAAAGAUAUCAUUGAAGACAAAGAAAUGAAUUUCUUUAAAUUGUGGGCCAGCAAGAAUCGGAAAUCCUACACCAGGAAGGAUCUUGAUGUUGUUCGUAUGGAGACUCUUGGCUACAUCGAAGGAUUCAUGUAG